This is a messenger RNA of Ricinus communis (castor bean), 1269 nucleotides long. RefSeq names its product 2-oxoglutarate-dependent dioxygenase DAO. Gene Ontology annotation, biological process: auxin catabolic process. NCBI's taxonomy places the organism in Eukaryota, Viridiplantae, Streptophyta, Magnoliopsida, Malpighiales, Euphorbiaceae. The record is from RefSeq and is a predicted model, not a curated record. Gene Ontology annotation, molecular function: indole-3-acetaldehyde oxidase activity; dioxygenase activity. Bases 183 to 1103 code for a protein of 306 amino acids. The transcript has 3 exons.
UGAGUAAAUUUUUAGAUGUGAGAUGAAUAAGAAUUUAGGAAAUGUAGGGAAUGGUAUUAGAGUAAUUUGGCUCCCAAGAAAAAUUAUUAUUGUAGCAAGAGAGUGUUGCAUCGGAAGUGUACUUCACCAUCGCACAAUAUAAUAAUAGAAGAAGAAGAAGAAAGAAGCAGGAGUGAGAUAAGAUGGAGAAGACUGUUGUCCCAACCAUUGACGUAUCAGAUUUCCCAGGAGAAUAUGAAAGACUCAGAAAAGCAUGCGAGGAGUGGGGAUGUUUCAGAGCGGUGAACCAUAACAUCCCAUCGGCUCUCAUGUCUGAGAUGAAGAAGGUAGUCAGAUCUCUGCUUGACCUUCCCAUGGAAGUCAAGGUUCGCAACUCUGAUGUAAUAGCAGGCAGUGGGUACAUGGCACCCAGCCCCGUGAAUCCUCUUUACGAGGCUUUGGGUCUUUAUGACAUCGGCUCCUCCCAAGCUGUGCAUACCUUCUGCUCUCAGGUGGAUGCAUCUCCUCAUCAAAGGGAGGUAAUAUCCAAUUAUGCUAAAGCAAUUCAUGAACUGUCCAUGGAUUUGGCUUGGAAGUUGGCUCAAAGUAUGGGGUUGCUGAGCAAUGAUUUGUUCGAGGGAUGGCCUUCCCAGUUUAGGAUUAACAAGUACAAUUUCACUUCUGAGACAGUGGGCUCCUCUGGAGUCCAGAUACACACUGAUUCUGGGUUCCUUACUAUACUUCAAGAUGAUGAAGAUGUUGGUGGUCUUGAAGUCAUGGAUAGAUCUGGUGCAUUUGUCGCUGUUGAUCCUCUGCCGGGAACCCUCCUAGUCAAUCUUGGGGAUGUCGCUACGGCAUGGAGCAAUGGAAGACUCUGCAAUGUGAAGCAUAGAGUCCAAUGCAAGCAAGCAGCAGUACGAAUUUCAAUUGCUUCUUUCCUUCUGGGACCGAAAGACUCGGCAGUGGAAGCCCCGCCAGAACUCGUUGACUCCCAACACCCGCGUCUCUAUAUCCCUUUCACUUUCCAAGAUUAUAGAAAGCUCCGACUCAGAACUAAAUUCCAAGCCGGCGAAGCCCUUGAGCUUAUGCUAGCCAGUUCCUCACAUUCAAUUAACGAUAUAUGAAUCUUGCAGCUUGGAGAUGUUCUCCGUGGGCCCGGUGGUAAUGUUCAGGGAAACAGACAAGUCUUUCGAAUUAGAACUUGGAAAUUGUGCUGCCAUUCCAUUUUGAUCUCUCAUCAAGCUAGUUUAAGAUGCCUUACUUAUCCUGCAAAUGCAUCCUUUUACAUGA